Messenger RNA from Carassius gibelio (silver crucian carp), 3123 nucleotides. RefSeq names its product acid-sensing (proton-gated) ion channel family member 4b (gene asic4b). Gene Ontology annotation, biological process: sodium ion transmembrane transport. The record is from RefSeq and is a predicted model, not a curated record. Lineage: Eukaryota; Metazoa; Chordata; Actinopteri; Cypriniformes; Cyprinidae. The transcript is spliced from 10 exons. Gene Ontology annotation, molecular function: ligand-gated sodium channel activity. Bases 730 to 2400 code for a protein of 556 amino acids. Gene Ontology annotation, cellular component: membrane.
AAUAUGUGGCAGGAAUCAGAGGUCUCUCCGGUUCCCUUACUCUCUCCAUCGCUCUCUCGCUCUCUUUCCCUGAGUGUGCGAGAGGAGUUUGGGCAGCAGCUACGUCAGCCGUCAGCGAGCAGCUGAGGAGAGCUGUGGAACUCACAUGUGUGUGUGUGUAUGCGUGUGUGUGUAUGUGUCUCUCUCAGCUUUCUCUCAUAGUCUCCAGCUCAUACCUCUACUCUCUCUGGAGUCUACGGCUGUGGCACAUCCUGGGGCACUGACACGGCGAACGAAGCACCUCCUCUCACCAUCUGCACACUGCUCCUCAAACAGCAGCAGACCACAGCACAAACCAAGGAGAAAAGAAGGAGAGAGUGGAAGCAAAGGAUGGAAGAGAAGAAGAGAGAGAUGGGAAUCUGAAGGAAAAGUGCGGAGGUAGGAGAGUCUGAUGGACAGAGUAGAAAAAGUAAGUGAAGAAAUAGUAUUGGAAGAAUGACACAGAGAUGAAGUGAGGAACGCAGAGCUGAUAAAGGUGAAACUGAAAAGAGAAAUACUUGUUAUAAAUAGGAACGUAGCUGGGUCCGGGAGAGAAUAUCAACCUCAGAGAAAGAAGAUUUAGGAAAAAAAAUGUUCUAACAGCCACAGCGUGGUAGAAUAUAGCUGGUGAAACGAAAAAGAGCAAAGGCUCAGGGAGAGAUCAGCAGGAGGGAUCAGAGUCAUUUGUAAAGGACAGCCCCGGCCAACCACAUGCCCAUCGAAUUUGUUUGUAAAAUCAAGUUUGCUGAAGGUGAUGAAGCCAAGGGGGCCUCGACAGAAAGAGCCGGAACUGUUAUGCUAGCUGGCCUUCCACAAAAAGGAGGCAUGGCUGACCUGGCGUCCUUCGCAAGCUCCUCUUCGCUGCAUGGUCUGGCUCGGGUGUUGGGGACCUCAGGGCGCUUGGGCUUCAGACAGACCCUCUGGGGACUGGCACUGUUGGCUUCGCUUGGUCUCUUCCUGUACCAGGCGACACGGAGCACGGCGACUUAUCUAGAGCGACCCCACCUCGCAGCUAUGAGGGAAGAAACCCGCCGGGAGCUCACCUUCCCGGCGGUCACGGUCUGCAACGUCAACCGAUUCCGCUUCUCAGCCCUCACCGACGCGGACAUCUACCACUUGGCGAACCUCACCGGCCUGCCGCCCAAGAGCCGGAAAGGACACCGGCCAAGUGAGCUCCAGUACCCACCGCCAGACAUGCUAGACAUUUUCCAGAGGACUGGCCACCAGCUGGAAGACAUGCUGAAGAGUUGCAACUUCAGCGGGCAGAACUGCUCGAGCGAAGAUUUCAGUGUGGUGUAUACACGGUAUGGGAAAUGUUACACAUUUAAUGGAAACAAGACAUCGCCCAAGCGGGUAAGGCAAGGUGGCACAGGAAACGGACUGGAGCUGAUGCUGGAUAUUCAACAGGACGAGUAUCUGCCCAUCUGGAGAGAAACCAAUGAGACGACACUGGAGGCAGGUAUUCGGGUUCAGAUUCAUAGUCAGAAUGAACCCCCAUACAUCCACCAGCUGGGCUUUGGGGUCUCUCCAGGAUUCCAGACAUUUGUUUCCUGUCAGGAACAGAGGCUAACAUACCUGCCACAGCCAUGGGGGAACUGUCGAGCUUCAUCUGAGCCUGUGAUCCCAGGAUACGACACCUACAGCGUCAGUGCUUGCAGACUGCACUGUGAGAGCACACAGGUGCAGAGAGAGUGCAAUUGCAGGAUGGUGCAUAUGCCAGGCAAUGCUGAUAUCUGCACACCCAGUAAAAUCAAGUGUGUUGACAAGGCUUUAGCUUUACUCCAGAAGAGCACAGGUGACUCAUGCCCCUGCGAGACACCCUGUAAUUUGACUCGGUAUGGAAAAGAGCUCUCUAUGGUUAAAAUCCCCAGCAGGGGCUCUGCUCGCUACCUUUCUCGCAAAUACCAGAAAUCGGAGGAAUACAUUAGAGACAACUUUCUCAUCUUGGAUAUUUUCUUUGAGGCCCUUAACUAUGAGACAAUAGAACAGAAGAAAGCCUAUGACAUCGCUGGUCUGUUAGGAGAUAUUGGUGGACAGAUGGGGCUAUUCAUUGGGGCCAGUAUUCUUACUAUACUGGAAAUACUUGACUAUAUCUAUGAGGUGGCCAAAUACAAAAUCAAGCAAUUCCUGAAACCAAAAAAGAGUCAGAAACAACAGAACCAACGGAACUUGAUCCAAGAGCAGAUCCAGAGAACAAAGAACCUGCGAGAACAGAACCUGAAAGCUCAGCUGGCAGCCGGAACUAUUGCUACAGUCAGAUUUGAAGAAGUCAAAGUCAAGGCAGCUAAUGAAGUGGCUCAACCACACAGUGCACAUCCAACUUCAAUAUUACCAAAUCAUCACAAUGCACAAGCAGUCGUACAGCAGGACUUUGCUUGUUAAGGGACGCCUCUUCUUCUCUGUAUUUAUUUUUCAUAUCACAGUACUUGACAUUGAGAUCCUGAAUGGACCCUGUAAACUGAAAUACAAAUUUCAUUUUUUUUUCACUUAUAAAAGCUACAGCCAAAGCAAAGCCUAAUCCAGGACCUCAUGUGAAACCGGCUCAAACCAGUCACACCGUCACUGUUCCCAUUGUUCAAGUCAAUACCAGAUGAAGAAACCACACAAUGUGUUUCACAUGUGCUCUUGUAGAUUUUUUUCCCAUCUGGAUGGACCCAUCAUAGAUUUCAAAGAAGAAAGGACCUGCGAGGAUCAGAUUCGGACAGAAUGUUGCAUUUCACAUAAAUUACUUAUUUGACAGGACAAAUAUGAACUAAAUGGAAGUUAUAAGAGACGAAGCAACCAUGUUAGUGCAGAAAAAAAGUUGGUUUCUGUGUGGUUCUUCCUAUGGUAAUGUACAGUGCUUGCGCCAUUUCACCUUUUCGCAUUUCUUAAUAACAUAAUGAAACUUCUCAGUAGAAGAACAGCUUAAAUAUACCACUCGUUUCUCUGUGAGUAGGUGUUAUGUUCUUUUUCAGCCUUAUGUAACUUCUCCAUUGUGCUGUGGUCCUUAUAAUGAAACAGUCUGUCUCUAGGAUUGAAACAUAAAAAACACCACACUAGAGCACACUGUCUGCUUAAAAUUCAUCUUUAGUAAAAAAUAAAUAAAAUACAAUAAAAACACAA